Molecule: messenger RNA, 3109 nt
Organism: Diorhabda carinulata
Lineage: Eukaryota; Metazoa; Arthropoda; Insecta; Coleoptera; Chrysomelidae
Product: klaroid protein-like
Biological process (GO): nuclear envelope organization
Cellular component (GO): nuclear envelope; meiotic nuclear membrane microtubule tethering complex
Molecular function (GO): protein-membrane adaptor activity
Source: RefSeq, a predicted model, not a curated record
AUAAUAUAAUGAUAGAUAACAAUUACUGAAUUAUUAAAGCCAGUGCUGGCUUAUUGAAAUUUUGAAUCAAUCAAUCAAUAGUAUCAUUAUUUAAAAAAUAGCAGCAAGCAUCCGGGAAAAUUUGUUGAUUAAAUCAAAUGUUUAUUGUAAAUUGGCAACAUUGUCGGUUCUUGUUUAUUUUCGGCCAUAUGACGUCAUCACUACAUUUAAAGUUUUCAUAAGUUGUAGGUGUGCGUUUAUAUAAAAUUUUAAGCCAUUCUUUAUAAAAUAUAUUUGUUUUAAAUGUGGACGAGCUUGUUAUAUACCUAUAAUGGAUUCUAGAUCGAGGAAAUCAAGAUCGAGAACACCUCACACUCAAUUAGAAGCUUUCAGUAAGGAAUUUGUUGAUAAAGAAGUCUUGGCAGAAGAAAGUGUUCGGGUCACACGAAGCACCACUACAUCUGAAAAAGUCUGGGAGGUAAAAGCGAAUGCUGUUACAGUAGAUGAAGUUACAUCUACAAAUGUUCAACCAGUGAAAAAAUUAUCAAGUAAGUCUGAACGAGUGAGUUACAGAUGGUUCAAAACUUCGGAUUAUUCUUCUGAAGAUGGUGAAAAUGAAGUUAGUUCAACUAAAACAAUAUCAUUAAAUGAGAAAAAUCAAAUAAUAAAAGACGCCAAAGCAGCCUCGUCUAAUGGUAAAGGACAAAUAUCAGCUUUAGAUCUAUACAAACAAUCAGGAAGAUAUUGGGACAUUUACCCAAAAACAGACUACACCUAUUCACCCCAUUCAAGAGACAGAGUCGAAAUAGCGCCAGGCGUUGUGGCUAUGCCAAACAUGUCUCGAAAACCGAUCCAUUCCAUCAGUUCAUCUUCAGACGAUUCUCAUUUAUUCACAAGUGUAGAACAUAAACAAACUAACACGGAAUUAUACGGUUCUCGAGGCGUCGAAGAUAUUUACCACAAUUAUAAGCCGAGGCAACUAUUCAAUAAUAACUAUGAAGGUACUUAUUCAAUAUCUACCCAGAAGACUAGAUCUGUUUGGUCGAGGAUAAGAACUACAACUGUAACAUGGAUAACAACUAUUAUCACAACGUUUUUGUCGAUUGCAUAUUUUGGUUUCAAAGUUCAAACCUCUUUGUUUACCAAGUUGCAUAAACUUACCAGUAGGAUAAUGCUUAUGGAUACGUGGUUGUUAUGGAAGAACAAGGUCGGCAACAAGGCUACGAAAUUAGCGGCUCUGUGUGUCAUCCCAUUAUUACUUUUAGGAGGUUGGUGGUUAUGGUUAAACUUGGCUAGUUCACUUAUAGCAAAUAAAUCAGAAGAAAUAACAACUGUUCCCAUUGAUACACACAUAGUAGAAGAAAAAAUUACUAAUAUUCCUCAUUUAUCUAUCGAUGGUUCACGAGAACGUUUUGAUGAGAAUGAAAUUUUUGUCAAUCAGCAAAAACUAAUAGACAGUCUUCAAUAUGAAGUAACGAAAAUAAAAUCUGAAAUGAUGGAAGCUGAGAAGACACGACAAGAAGAUAUGAGUAAGAUUAUUCGAGAUCUAAGUGUAGAUAAAACGGAUAAAAGUGUGUAUAUAACACAAAGAAUUAAUAGAUGCUGUAAAAACCCAAUGAUUGAUAUGGAGAGCUAUAUAAGCAAAAUCUUGGUGAAAUAUCUCAACGAUCCUGAAUUUUUGAGAAAUCAAAGAGGUUUUACGGAUUAUUUAAGAACUAUAUUUGUUGCUAGUCAGGAGUUUGAGUAUAGACUUGGUAAUAUAACUGCAAAUAUAGAUGAUAAAUAUACCAAUUUAAUCAAUGAAAAUAGCGUUAAAUUGAUGGAUGGAAUAACGUCAAGGAUUAGAAGGGAAAUCGAAAAAGAAUCCAAAGUUAUUGAAACUUCAACUUCUGGUGUUAUAACUAUUACAGACCAACGUAUCAAACAAAUCGUACGAAGUGUUUUAGCUAUAUAUGACGCUGACAAAACUGGUCUAGUAGACUAUGCAAUGGAAUCUAUGGGAGCACAGAUUAUGAGUACUAGAUGUACGGAAAACUACCAUUACGGAAAAGCAGUAGUAUCGGUUUUAGGAAUUCCGCUGUGGUACCCUGUAAACUCUCCAAGAACCUUGAUAACGCCUGGUAUAAGUCCUGGACAAUGUUGGGCGUUCCAAAACUUCCCUGGUUUCGUGAUGAUUCGUUUGUCCAAAAGAAUUCAGAUAGAAGCGUUUUCGAUUGAACACAUUAAUCGUUUAUUGGUACCAAACGGUGAAAUAGAUGCUGCUCCUAAACAUUUCGAAGUUUAUGGUUUAACGGAUGAAAAUGACAAGGAGCCGGUGCUUUUGGGUGAAUACCUUUACGAUUAUGACGGGGAACCCUUACAAUUUUUCAACGUCCAAAAAGAAAAUCAAAUUUUCGAAAUUGUCGAGCUGAGGAUAAUUUCGAAUCAUGGAAAUCCCAAUUAUACUUGUCUGUAUAGGUUUAGAGUACACGGUAAAAGUAUGUCGUAGUACAAAAAAUACUUUUAGGAAACUUUUUUUAUUAAAAUAUUGAAGCGUCACUAUUUGGGGUUGAAGCGUGAAAUAUGACGUCUUAGGUGGUCUUAUUUUAUUUCUUUAAUUUUGUUUUUAUAUUAGUUUCAUGCUCUAGAAUCAAAUAGUGACAAAAGUAUUUUCACAAUAUCGAAGAGGUCUUAAAUUAUAAGCUAACCUUCUCCUUUUGAGAAUUUUGAUCAGCUCGAAACGUUGUACAGUAAUGACCCCAUAAAUCUACGAGAAAUGGUAGAUAUUGACAUAGUUUCUCAUAUUUAUCAUCAAUGUGUCAUAAUAUUGUGAUUCUUUUUGUGUUAUUGUAGUCUCACAGAAUACUGGGGGUUGGUUUAAAAUUAUUUUUGACAUGAAACAGAAUAAUUUGUAUUGUAUGAUCCUCAUAAUGGUUCAAGAUUUCUGAAAUUCGGCAUAACAUGGUGCCAUUUUGGGAUAUAAUACUGAUAUCUUUGUCCGAAAUGAAAAAAAAACAUUGAAAUUUAGCAACAAAAGCACUCGUAAAAAUACACAACGAUAAAAGACACCCUUUGAAGGAAUCGUUUCUCAGGAAAUCAAAAAGUAUCUCUUUGCUGAAUGUGUUAUUUAUUAAAAAAUUGGUUUUUUACA